Molecule: messenger RNA, 2467 nt
Organism: Chinchilla lanigera (long-tailed chinchilla)
Lineage: Eukaryota; Metazoa; Chordata; Mammalia; Rodentia; Chinchillidae
Gene: Pex10
Product: peroxisomal biogenesis factor 10
Exons: 6
Coding region: 66-1067 (333 amino acids)
Biological process (GO): protein import into peroxisome matrix
Cellular component (GO): peroxisomal membrane
Molecular function (GO): zinc ion binding
Source: RefSeq, a predicted model, not a curated record
GAGCUACGUCGUGUGUCCUCCCUGCGCAGCCGCACUGGUGCGUUCCUGAUUCCGACGGUACUGUCAUGGCACGAGCGGCUAGCACCCCGGAGGUGAUCCGCGCGGCGCAGAAGGACGAGUACUACCGCGGUGGACUGCGAAGCGCAGCGGGCGGUGCCCUGCACAGCCUGGCAGGUGCAAAGAAAUGGCUGGAGUGGAGGAAGGAGAUUGAGCUGCUCUCAGAUAUAGCCUACUUUGGCCUCACCACACUGGCAGGCUACCAGACGCUCGGGGAGGAGUACGUGGGCAUCGUCCAGGUGGACCCCUCCCGGCAGCGCGUGCCCUCCAGGCUCCGCCGAAGCGUGCUGGUCGCACUCCAUGCAGUCCUGCCCUACCUACUGGACAAGGCCCUGUUGCCGCUGGAGCAGGAGCUGCAGGCUGAUGGCGACGGAGCCCGGGCCUCACAGAGCAGCCUGGCACCCAGCAGGCGUAGCCAAUCAGGGGCACGGCGCUGGGUGCGACACCACGCAGCCACCUUGACCGAGCAGCAGAGGAAGACGCUGCAGCGGGUGACCUUUGUCCUCAGACAGGGCCUCACUUGCCUCCACCGGCUCCAUGUCGCUUGGUUUUACAUCCACGGAGUCUUCUAUCACCUGGCCAAGAGGCUUUCGGGGAUCACUUAUCUGCCGGACCACCUGCCUCCACAGCUCCACAUCCGCCACCUGCCUGGAGAGGACCUGAAGGCGCGUGCCGGCUACCGGCUGCUGGGACUGGUCUCGCUGCUGCACCUGGCGCUCUCCUUGGCACUGCAGCUCUACAGCUUCCGACAGAGGCAGCGUGCCCGCAAGGAGUGGCGGCUGCACCGCAACCUGUCUCACCGCAGGAGCUCCCUAGAAGACCGGGUGGCGUCCAGAGCCCCGCUGUGCACCCUGUGCCUGGAGGAGCGCAGGCACUCAACGGCCACGCCAUGCGGCCACCUCUUCUGCUGGGAGUGCAUCACUGAGUGGUGCAACACUAAGAUGGAGUGUCCCCUCUGCAGGGAGAAGUUCCCUCCCCAGAAGCUUAUCUACCUGCGGCACUACCGCUGAGCGACACCGGGGGGCUUUAGGAAGUGGCAGAAGGAAAAAGCCUGGACAAAAGCUGUCCUAACUAGCUGCGCAGAAAUUAUAAAAUGCUCACACUUCAUCACACAAGCUGCUAUGUCAAAUUCCUGGGCAGAGGACAGAAAGGACACUAGCAAGGCCCUGUUGCAGAGCCUUCAGAACUGUGUUGGGACGGGGCCCUGAGACCCGCAGUGGGCAGAUGUGCACUGCUCAGGACCCCGCCCUUGCCUGAGCCACAGAGCUGAGAACACAUGCAGAAGUUAGCCAGAAAGUUUUAUUCGCUGGAGAUGAGCACGCUCACACUGGGCUGUUCAGAGGCAGAGCUGAGUGCCCUGGCUGGCACGGUUACGGGCCCAGACAGACCGCCUCCAGGCCUGGGUGUUGGGCUGCACCCACACACCAGCCAGGGCUCAGCACCUCUGAGAUGUUUGGCACGCACUGUUCAAUGUCCUCUGCUCCCUGUUUUAAGAAAAUAGGUGCUGUCUCCGCCUUAAACAGGGAGGGGCCUCCAGCUGGCAGGCAGAGCCAACUCAGUAAGCACGCCCUUGGGUGGGCAAGGGAGCCAGGACCACAUGGGUGGCAGCCUGCUCACCCAAGCUUGCUGCUGUGGCCAGCACCACCUCAGCUGUCUUCAGCCUGCGUCCCACCUUGCUUAGUGCUUCCAGGUUUUUAAAAUUAACAUGUCAGAGACAGAUUAGUCUCUUAACUCCCUAGAAGAGUGACCUGGAAGGGUUUUAUAAAAGUAGGGCCUCUGGGCUGUGUCAUAGCCCCCCCACCGAAGUCUAAAGGCUUUCGUCAUCAAGGCCAGGAGGGUACACACUCGGGGUGCCAGAGGCCUCCCAGUCUCUAAAGGAAGGAGAUCCCCACAGAGAGCUGGGCACAGCUCUAUGAGCCAUCUCGUGCUGCUCUUAUUCACACCAUUUCCUGUCAGAGUUAAGGCCUGAGCACCAGCCAGGAAAACGAAAGGUCCAGAGUUUGAGAAAUGCAGAUUCUGCUCCCACAUGCUACCAGAGGUACCGAGAACAUCCUAUGAGAUGGUGCGGUAUACCAAGGGCCUAAAUGUGGGCUCUCAAAGGAGAUCAAGUCCAGGUGUACAAAAUUCAGCAAAAGAAAAUGCAGACAGACAACUGAGACACUCAGCACUGAGAACUACCUGGUGAAUGGGUCCCAUCGCCCUGAGUGGGCACCUGAACCGGCUGAGGCUGCAGGAGACACCAGGCUGCAUCUUGAUGUCCACAGCUGGGGGUUGCUGUUGUGCUGGCCGAACAGUUCACCUCCCAGGGAGGCCAAAAGACGCUGGGCUUUGGGGCAGUGACCGUGUUUGAGAUGAAGACUACACAAGCAAGGGGACAUUGUCUUUAAUAAAGUCAGAAUUAAAAAGUCAA